This is a messenger RNA of Styela clava, 3808 nucleotides long. Its product is annotated as nardilysin-like. Gene Ontology annotation, biological process: proteolysis. Gene Ontology annotation, molecular function: metal ion binding; metalloendopeptidase activity. NCBI's taxonomy places the organism in Eukaryota, Metazoa, Chordata, Ascidiacea, Stolidobranchia, Styelidae. The record is from RefSeq and is a predicted model, not a curated record.
AUGACAUGUAACUUACUGACUUAGGCAUCAAUGUGGUAAAUAUGCAGAGAUGAUAUGGUUUGUCAUAUGACAGUAGGGUGGCGUAAACCAUGGUCUACGUUACUGCUACAGAGAAAUAAAAAUGAGUGUAAUAUAAUUUUAUUUGGGUUUAAGAAGACAAACCAACUAAAUGCAAAUUCUUUUAUAUUACAAUUUGAACAGUCAUUGUUGUACAAUGCCUGAAAGUUCAAGCAUUAUAAAAUCUAGAAGUGACCCAAAAGAAUAUAGGUUAAUUAAUCUCAAAAAUGGACUAAGGGUAUUAUUGAUAUCUGAUAUUAAAAAUGACAAAGUGACUCCAGGAGUGAUCGAAAACCCAACAAAAUUACCUCCCACUGGUAGUGAUGACGGCUCAUCUGGGUUAGAUGAGAGUGAUACAACAGAGAGCGAUUAUGAAUCCAAUCAAUCGAGUGAUAUCUCAAGCAACAAUGAGGGACAAGGCAGACGAAAACUUUGUUCUGAGAAUGAUAAGAAAAAACAAGCUGCUGCUGCACUUUGCAUUAAUGUUGGAUCAUUUUCAGAUCCAGAAAAAAUACCCGGCCUCGCUCAUUUCCUCGAGCAUAUGGUUUUUAUGGGAAGUGAAAAAUAUCCUGAUGAAAACAAAUUUGAUGCUUUUAUAAGACUUCAUGGAGGAUAUGAUAAUGCAUGUACAGAUUGUCAAAGAACUGUUUUUUAUUUUGAAAUUCAACCAGGUCAUUUUCGUGAUGCUCUUGACAUUUGGGCUCAGUUUUUUGCAUCACCUCUUCUCAAGCAAGACAGUGUUGAUAGAGAAGUAAAAGCAGUUGAUGCAGAGUUUGAUAUGGCAUUAAAUGCAGACGAUUGCAGGAAAGAGCAACUGCUUGCAUCUAUAUUCCCAAGAGAACAUCCAAUGGCAAAAUUUAUGUGGGGGAACAAGCUUUCUCUGAGUGACAAACCUGCUGAUAUGGGUAUUAAUGUGUACGAUGAAUUGAAAAAGUUUCACAAUCUAUAUUAUUCACCUCUUUUUAUGACAUUAGUUCUGCAGUCUCCCGAAAGUCUCGACACUUUAGAAACAUGGGCCCGAGAAAUAUUUGAAAGCAUUCCUCAUGAUGGGCAGACGCUUCAAAAUUAUACAGAAAAUGUGCCAACUGUUACUCCAUUUCAACUAGUUAAAAUAGCUCCUGUAAGAAAUAUUCAAGAACUGCAACUGACAUGGAUUUUACCACCCCAACAGAAGUUCUACAAGACUAAGCCUUUACAUUAUAUUUCAUGGCUAAUUGGUCACGAGGGUAAGGGAAGCAUUCUUUCUUAUUUGAGAAAGAAAAAUAUGGCACUCAAUUUGUGUGGAGGUAAUGGAGAGACAGGGUUUGAGCAAAAUGACACUUGCUCAUUAUUCAAUAUUACUAUAACGUUGACAGACACUGGAUUCUCACAAUACUUCAAAGUAAUUCAUAUAGUUUUCCAAUAUUUAGCUAUGCUCACAAAUGGGGGUGCCAAUGAAACGAUAUUCCGUGAGAUUCAGAAAAUUGAAGACAUUGAUUUUAUGUUUCAAGAAGAAGAAACGCCGUCCGAAAAUGCAGUAAAACAAGCUGGAAAUGUUCUUUUGUAUCCUGAGAAAGAUAUUCUGACAGGAGAUAAUUUGAUUUUUGAAUAUGAUCCUGACUGCAUCAAUAAUGCACUUCGUUGCAUGAAACCAAGUAAUUGUAUAUACUUCUUGAGUAGUCCAAGUUUUGUUAAUAUGGCAGAUGCUAAGAAGGAGCCAUGGUUUAGCACACAAUAUUCGAUUGAAAAUAUUUCCAAUGAAUGGAAGGCAAAGUGGAGUACAUAUUCAGAGAUGAAAAACCUUCCAGAGUUACAUCUUCCAUAUCCAAACAAGUUUAUUGCUGGAGAAUUUGACCUCAAGUUUAAUGAUUCUAAUGCUGAUGUUGACCAUCCAAAAUAUCCAGAGUUAAUAUCUGAACCUGAAGCGGGGUAUAAGCUUUGGUUCAGACAGGAUAGAUUUUUUAAGUUGCCAAAAGCUUAUGUUCGUAUCCAUUUGAUCAAUCCUUUGUCAAAUCAAACUCCACAGGACACCGUUUGUUUGGAACUUCUCGUUCACUUGCUUAUUUACAAUCUUGCUGAAGUUGCUUAUGAUGCAGAUGCUGCAUCUUUAACUUAUGGCGCGGAAGUUGGAGAAGACGGUGGCUUGAUUCUCAAAUUCUCUGGCUAUAAUGACAAACUCCCUCUUCUUAUUGAUACCGUUACUGAUUAUCUGAUUGGCUUCAAAACUGAUGAAUCUGCCUUCGCCCAAAGGCUUCUCCACCAUACCAGAACGUACUAUAAUACAUUGAUCAAGCCCAGCAAGCUAGCCAAGAGCAUAAGGUUAUCCAUACUUAACAAAUUUGGAUAUUCUAAUAUUGAUAGAUACCAAGCUUGCAGGGAUCUUACAUUCCAUAGGUUUACUGACUUUGUCCAAAAGUUUCUAUCCACUUUAUAUAUUGAAUCACUGAUUCAAGGAAAUUACUCGAAAGAAGAAGCUCUGGCAAUUAUGGAUAAGUUUAUGAGCAAAACAAAACAUACAAAGCUAUGCGAGAAUCAGAUUAUUUUUCAACGGACGUUGAGACUGGGUGAAAAGCCAAAAGUUUGUAAAGUUAAAGCAUUAAACCCCAGUGAUGAUAAUUCUGUUAUUACUGUGUAUUUCCAGGAGGGUCAUGGUACUGUUGAAAAGGGUGCAAUUCUUCGUCUUCUGGAGGCUAUUAUGGAUGAGCCAUGUUUUGAUAUUUUGAGAACAAAACAACAACUUGGUUACUCUGUAUAUGUUCAGCAACAUGAUACUUCUGGUGUGUUAGGUUUGACUGUGAAUGUUGGCACACAAAACAGUAAAUUUUCUGUUGAGCACACUUCUCAUAGUGUAUUGAAAUUUGCGACCAAAGAAAUGUUAGAUAUAAUAGAGAAUAUGAAGUCAGAAGAUUUUGUCGCUCAAGUGGAAUCUUUGGUUGCAAUACUAAAAAAUGAUGACACACAUCUUGGUGAAGAAGUGGACAGAAAUUGGCGAGAAAUUUUAUCGCACUAUUAUCUUUUCGACAGAGUUCAUACAGAGAUCAAGUUUUUAAACAAGUGUAGUCAUUCGGAUUUGCAGGAAUUUUUCAUUGGCCUUUGUCUAAAGAAUGAUAAAAUAUUACAUGUUCAAGUGCAGGGAAAUAGUCCAUCUAAAAUCGUUGAAGAUGGUGAAAACAAUUCUACUGAUCCUAAGCAGAGAAAGGAAUUGGAAUCUGAUGAUUCAUCUUCACCGCCUUCUCUUCAGCUUCAAUUUUUGUCUUCAUCCUUCGAAGAAAAAAACGAUAUACCUGAUUUCAUCCAAAUAACAAAUAUUGAAAGAUUGAAGAAUUCUUCUUCUUUCUACCCUGUUUCAACAUUUGUAAACAAGUAAUAUGCUCUUUCAUAUGUUUCAAUUGUGCCUAUUUCAAUAACAGGAAAUAUGGGGAUUAAAGAUAAUUGAACAUUUUAUUGUUGGUUUUAUAUUUUGAAAUUGUUAUUUAGAGCUGGAACUUGACAUAUUGAAUUUAGACUUAUCCACAGAGUUCAUCAAUCCUUGGUUAGUCAACUUCAUAUGGCUGACGACCUAUGCUCGCGUUCAAUCUCAUCUGGCAACUUAAAAUCUUUAAAACUUCAAUUAUGUCAUUAUACAUCCGUUCUUUUGAAGAACUAAUAUAACAACAGUGCAAGUUAUUUAUUCCAUAUUAAAUGCAUAUUGCGGUGUUCCACGUAGACAUUGCUCAUUUUAUAAUUAUACCACAUAUGGUGCUAACCACAUUAAAUUUAAUGUGUAACAAAA